This is a messenger RNA of Leptosia nina, 402 nucleotides long. NCBI's taxonomy places the organism in Eukaryota, Metazoa, Arthropoda, Insecta, Lepidoptera, Pieridae. The record is from the annotation of a GenBank genome assembly.
AUGGCGGGAAAAACAACAGACCGGAAGAAAACUAAGGAUAAGGGCGCUAUAAGCGAAGCCAGUGAUAACGUAGCAACUUUUACCUUACCUGACUCGCUUCCCUGCUCUGAAGUAGAGUUUCCUGUACUCAUUAAACGGGUUAAUAGGGCAAAUUGGGACCUUAUUGUGGAGCAGAGAGAAAAGGAGCUCAAAGAAAUUGAAGAGAAUAGGGAGAGUAAAAAAGAACCUGCCAUACAACAGCCCUUUCUCAGGACCGAAACAGAUUACAUACAAAAUCGAGUCUUUCUUUACCUGAUACCGGCUCUAGAAGAAACUUUAAAUAAAGCAAAAGUAUGGGAGGCUCUAAGGAUACAGAAAUGUUUCUUCAAUGGGAUAGAUCACAUAGUGCAAGUUAGCUUUUGA